CAUCGAACAUAAAAUGGACGAAGAUACCUUUGUCCAUAGGUAUUGUCAUUUGUUAUUGGAAGAAAUUUUUAACACGAAUAAUUAUGAGUUUGUUUGGGCCAACGGAGAAUCUUCGAGCUCUAAAAGCCGACGUAAAGUUGAUAAUCAUACACAUGGAAGAAAACCAGAUUUUAGAGUUCUUUUUAGUAAAGAUGAUAAAAAAUAUGAGAUCAUUUAUGGAGAAAUAAAGCCCCCAUCUGUCCCCAACAGUGUUGUGAAUAAAGCUCUAAUAAAACUCGCUGAGUUCAUGAAAGGAUCCUUGGAUGACAUAGGUAGUAAGCCAGGAUUUGAGACUUUUGGUGUACUCAUCAACG
Racocetra persica is the source of this 353-nucleotide messenger RNA. NCBI's taxonomy places the organism in Eukaryota, Fungi, Glomeromycota, Glomeromycetes, Diversisporales, Gigasporaceae. The record is from the annotation of a GenBank genome assembly.